AUGUUACAUCGUCAACAGCGCCGACUGGCCAUCAGGCUGAUCCGGACCUACUGCACAGCGUCGUUCGCGGCGGCCACGGCUCUGGCGGGCCUCCUCCCGGCCGAGUUCCUGGCGAACUCGUACGCUGAAUUCUAUCGGUGUACGAGGGACCCAGACCGGCCCGGGAGCGCCCGCCUAUUACCACGAGUCGUGGCUAGGCUUAGGAGGGACGCCCGCCAGGGAGCCAUGGAGGCGUGGCAGGCCUCCCUAAUUGGCUCCAAGGCGGGCAGAUGGACCACCCAGGCCAUCCAACCCUGUCUUCCCGAAUGGGCGGAGAGGAGGGGAUGCGGAAUCGGGUUCCACCUGACAGAGGUACUCACCGGGCACGGUUGCUUCGGUGACUACUUGUGUAGGAUCGGUAGGGAGUAUACGACCAAGUGCCACCACUGCGCGGCCGGUCUGGACUCGGCGCGACACAUUCUCGUGAAGUGUGAAGCAUGGGAGGGGGAACGCCGGAUCCUGACCGCAGUGGUUGGCGAGGACCUCUCCCUUCCAGCAUUAGUGAGAGCUAUGCUGGAGGGAGAAGAUAAAUGGAGGGCCGUCUCCUCCUUCUGUAACAGCAUAAUGUCGCAGAAGGAGGAGGCAGAGAGAAGGAGAAGGGGGGAGGCGGUGGAAGGAGGGGAUGAUCCCCCUCCUCUACCGCCGCCAACACAACCCCCCCGCUCCCAAGGGGACAGAUGA
Linepithema humile (Argentine ant) is the source of this 720-nucleotide messenger RNA. The record is from RefSeq and is a predicted model, not a curated record. NCBI's taxonomy places the organism in Eukaryota, Metazoa, Arthropoda, Insecta, Hymenoptera, Formicidae.